Colletotrichum truncatum is the source of this 6699-nucleotide messenger RNA. Its product is annotated as DNA polymerase family B. Gene Ontology annotation, cellular component: epsilon DNA polymerase complex; nucleus. Gene Ontology annotation, biological process: nucleotide-excision repair, DNA gap filling; DNA replication proofreading; leading strand elongation. The record is from RefSeq and is a predicted model, not a curated record. Lineage: Eukaryota; Fungi; Ascomycota; Sordariomycetes; Glomerellales; Glomerellaceae. Gene Ontology annotation, molecular function: DNA binding; DNA-directed DNA polymerase activity; zinc ion binding.
AUGCCCAACACAAGCCUUCGGCGCCCGCAAAAGGGCUACCGCGGCCGCGGCAGGAAACAAUCAUAUCAUGGCGGCGGUCGUACAACCCGCACCUUCGCCGCUUCAAGCCGCAACGAAGCGACGUCUGCCGAUGAGAAAUGGGAGCGCACCCGUCUGGCGCACAGCAUCGACGAGAACAUGGGCUUCGCGCGGUACGAGGGCGGCAAGCGCAAGGAUGGAUGGCUGGUCAACGUCCAGCCGACGUCGGUUGAGGACGAGCGGAUACCGGGCGGCCGCGCGGCGCUAGACUGCUACUUCCUGGAAGACGACGGAACGACGUUCAAGGCGACGGUCGAGUACGACCCGUAUUUCCUGAUUGCCGUGAAGAAGGGCAGGGAGAGCGAGGUCGAGGAGUGGGUGAAGCGCGUGCCCGGUGGCGGCGUCGUCAAGACAGUAAAGCGGAUCGACAAGGAGGAUCUCAGCAUGCCGAACCAUCUGCUUGGGUACCGCCGGACAUUUCUGGAACUGAGGUUCGCGAAUGUGGCCGAUCUAAUGGCGGCGAGGAAGGACAUCAUGCCCAUUGCGGCGAAGAACAGGAAGAAUGUGGAUGCGAUGGACGCAUAUGCCGAGGUCUCUACGACCAACGGCGACUUUGACCUUUUUGACGACUCACGAGAUGACGAUAGACGAGCUAAUGCUUCUUUUGCUGAUGCCAGCGACUUCAUUGUCGAUAUUAGAGAGUACGACGUACCAUACCAUGUAAGAGUAAUGAUAGAUAUGGAUAUCCGGGUGGGAAAGUGGUAUUUCGUAGACGUCAAGCACGGCGUUACGAAGGUGACCAUCAAUGAAGACAGACUGGCCAUGGCGGACCCGGUCGUCAUGGCCUACGAUAUCGAGACCACGAAGUUGCCCUUAAAGUUCCCCGACGCCGCCAUCGACCAGGUCAUGAUGAUUUCGUACAUGAUCGAUGGCCAGGGUUUCCUAAUCACCAACCGAGAGAUCGUUUCUGAAGACAUCGCCGACUUCGACUACACGCCCAAGCCAGAAUACCCCGGCCCGUUCAUGAUCUUCAACGAACCCAACGAGAAGGCCGUGCUCGAGCGGUUCUUCCUGCACAUCAAGGAGGCGCGGCCAACCGUCAUCGCGACGUACAACGGUGACUUUUUCGAUUGGCCCUUCGUAGAAGCUCGAGCCAGCGUCAACGGAAUCGACAUGUACCAGGAGAUCGGCUGGAAGAAGGACAGCGAGGACCAGUACAAGUGCAAUUACAGCGUGCACAUGGACUGCUUCCACUGGGUUAACCGAGACUCCUACCUGCCUCAGGGCUCUCGAGGUUUGAAGGCCGUCACGGUUGCUAAGCUAGGAUACGACCCUGACGAGCUCGACCCCGAACUGAUGACGCCUUAUGCGGCGGAGCGCCCCCAGACGCUGGCAGAGUACUCAGUUUCCGAUGCCGUGGCAACGUACUACCUGUACAUGAAAUACGUCCACCCCUUCAUCUUCUCAUUGUGUACCAUUCUGCCACUCGGCGGUGAUGACACGCUAAGGAAAGGUACCGGUACCCUUUGCGAGAUGUUGUUGAUGGUCCAGGCGUACCAGAAGGAGAUUGUCCUGCCCAACAAGCACGUUUCGCCCAGGGAAGCCUUCUACGAAGGUCACCUGCUUGAAUCAGAGACAUAUGUCGGUGGUCACGUCGAGAGUAUCGAGGCCGGUGUCUUCCGGUCAGAUAUCCCCGUCAACUUUGCGGUUGAUACGGGUGCCGUAGACGAACUGCUCAAGGACUUGGACGCAGCAUUGACGUUCAGUAUCACUGUCGAAGAAAAGAAGUCCAUGGACGACAUUGAGAACUACGAAGAGAUCAAAGAGCAGAUUGCCGCGCGACUGCGUUCCCUGAAGGAGACCCCAAACCGGAGCGAGCGACCCCUGAUUUACCAUCUUGAUGUCGCAUCCAUGUAUCCCAAUAUUAUGACAACGAAUCGUCUUCAGCCGGAUUCCAUGAUCCAAGAGUCAGACUGCGCGGCGUGCGACUUUAACCGACCUGGUAAGACAUGCGACAGACGGUUGCCGUGGGCCUGGAGAGGAGAGUACCUCCCAGCGAAGCGCGACGAGUACAACAUGAUCAGGAACGCCCUGGAAAACGAAAAGUUCCCCGGCAAGUGGCCCAAUUCACCGAUGCGGACGUUCCAGGAUCUGAGCCCGGAUGAACAGACGGCGUUGCUGAGGAAGCGUCUGCAAAUAUACUCGCAAAAGGUCUACCACAAGAUCCGCGACUCGACAACUAUCGUCAAGGAAGCUAUUAUCUGCCAGCGCGAGAACCCCUUCUAUAUCAACACCGUAAGAGACUUCCGUGACCGUCGUUACGACUACAAGGGCAAGGCCAAGGUGUGGAAGGGCAAGACGGAGGCUCUCAAGUCGUCCGGCGCGGGGUCUUCCGAAGUCGACGCGGCGAAGAAGAUGAUUAUUCUCUUCGACUCGUUACAGCUUGCCCAUAAGGUCAUUUUGAAUUCGUUCUACGGCUACGUCAUGAGAAAGGGAUCACGUUGGUACUCCAUGGAAAUGGCCGGCGUGACCUGUCUGACGGGAGCGACGAUUAUCCAGCUCGCCAGAAGUCUCGUUGAGCGUUUGGGUCGCCCGCUCGAGUUGGACACUGACGGUAUCUGGUGUAUGCUUCCCGCCACGUUCCCAGAAAACUUUUCGUUCAAGACGAAGAAUGGCAAGAAGGUCACUAUUUCGUACCCCUGUACCAUGUUGAACCACUUGGUCCACGCCAAGUUCACGAACCACCAAUACCAGACGCUUGUCGACCCCAAGACAUUCAAGUACGAGACACACAGCGACAAUUCUAUCUUCUUCGAAGUCGACGGUCCUUAUAAGGCCAUGGUUCUGCCCACAUCAAAGGAGGAGGACAAGAACUUGAAGAAGCGUUAUGCAGUCUUCAACGACGACGGCAGUCUGGCUGAGUUGAAAGGUUUCGAGGUCAAGCGCAGAGGUGAGCUUAAGCUCAUCAAGAUCUUCCAGCAGCAAAUUUUCAAGUUCUUCCUGGAGGGCACGACGCUGGCAGAAUGUUACACUGCCGUCGCCAAGGUCGCCAACAGGUGGCUUGACGUUUUACAUAGCAAGGGCGCGACGUUGGCGGACGAAGAGCUCAUGGAGCUGAUUUCUGAGAACCGAAGCAUGUCCAAGACGCUUGAGGAGUACGGCAGCCAGAAGUCAACAUCCAUUACCACGGCGAAGCGUCUGGCCGAUUUCCUGGGCGAGCAGAUGGUCAAAGAUAAGGGUCUGAACUGUAAAUUUAUCAUCUGCGCCAGGCCAAAGAAUGCUCCUGUCACCGAACGAGCCGUGCCGGUUGCAAUCUUCUCUGCCGAAGAGACCACGAAGCGCUUCUACCUCAAGAAGUGGCUGAAGGAAGAACCUGCUGACACUGACCCGAGAGCCCUUUUGGACUGGGAUUACUACCUGGAGCGUCUGGGCUCCGUCAUCCAGAAGCUCAUCACCAUCCCCGCCGCGCUCCAGAAAGUCCGGAACCCCGUCCCGCGUGUUCCCCACCCCGACUGGCUCCAGCGGAGAAUCAACAUCAAGGAAGACAAGAUGAAGCAGAAGAAGCUUACCGAUUUGUUUACAAAGGGCCCUCUGGAAGAUAUUACCAACCUCAACGGUCGGAAUAUGGAUGACAUGGAGGACUUUGGCAGCAAGCUUCUCAAGCCGAAGCCAGUCGCUUCUGCGGUUGCUUCUUCGCAGCCAGCACCAACUGCUCAGAAGAGAAAGUCACCUGAACCGGCCGAAAGUGCGGACCCCUUUGCAGCGCUUCCCAAGGUCAUGCCCUCGCCUUCGGAGGACUAUGUCGGCUUCCUGAAGUAUCAGAAGCAAAAGUGGAACAUCCAGAAACAAGCCCGUAUCCGCAGGCGACAACUCUUUGGUGACCGACGCGGCAACCAGAGUAACAUCCAGGCGACGUUCAUGAAACAGGCUCACAUAACGUUUAUGAACACAUGGCAGCUUUUGCAUCUCAAAGCAACUGAAACUCCUGGUAUUGUAAACGCGCAUGUUCUUAUUGAUGCCAAAAUCCAUUCGCUCAAGAUCAAAGUCCCGCGGCAGGUAUUCUUGAAUUUGAAGAGUGGCGAUAUGCCUGACGUUGAUAUUCCCGGCUGCGAGGUAGAGCAGGUCAACCACACUCUCCCUAACGGACACUCAUCUGUUCACCUGUUCAAGCUCACUGUUCCUGAGGAUGUCUACUUUACUGAGGCUGACAAGUUCUCGCUGCUAUUCAACCAUCCCAGUGUCGAAGGCGUGUAUGAGAAGCAUCUGCCGCUCAACAUCCGUGCCGUUCUUCAGCUUGGCAAUCUCUGCACCAUUGACGAACAACAACAUGCUGUGCUCGGAAAGGGACUGGAUCAAGGAUUCGACCUCACUGGCCUCAAGCGGCCCCUGAAGCCUAGGACAUACCUUGACUCUUCGCCGCUGGCAUACAUCUACAUUUCUCACAUCACCGCUGGUGACAAACAGAUCUUUGGCGUGUUCUCAACAACAAGAGACGAGGCACACGUUAUUAUUCUGCAAAAGAGCAGAGACUCGGGUCAGGAGCUACCAAACAUUUCGAAGAUCUACACUGAGCUGCUUGCUCGCCGGGGCGAAGAAGCUGAAGGUACCAACUGGCAAGACUGCUUCCGGUACCAGGAGAAGAUGACUUUCAAAAUCACGCAAGUGACGACUAAAAGGAAGGCUCACUUGGAGCUCAGCGACGUUGUCAAGAAGAUGAGGAAGGACGAGCUGAGGCCGCAAAUGAUGGUCAUUCAGUCCUCACAGCGUAAUAUGCUCAUCACCGACGUACCGAUCCUGGGCGACUUCCCUGUCCUCCCGCUCAAGUAUGAUCCUGCGGAUAGUUCUCUCCCGCCUCUUGGUUGGCAGGCUGCCGUGGCAAAGCGUCUUGUUGGGCAUUACCUCGGGCUUGGCUCUUGGAUCCUGCACUUGACAACCCUUGCGCGGUACGGCGAUGUUCCUCUAUGCAACUUGGAGAGAGAAGAUCCGCGGUUCCUUAUCGAUAUUACAUAUGCCAGACGACUUCAAAACAACAAUAUCGUUCUCUGGUGGUCUGCCAGCCCCCGACCUGAUCACGCAGGAUACGAGAAGGAUGAUAUUACCGGUCCCCUCCAAACUGUACAGAUGCCGUCGAUCAACAACCCGGGCACGUUCUCGUCUGUCUGUAUUGACCUGGAAGUCAGAAAUCUCGCAAUCAACACCAUCUUGACUUCGUCUCUGAUCAACGAGUUGGAAGGGGCUGAUUCCAUCUCUUUCAACCCUGCCGGCGAUGGAGGCGCAUCUGGAGAGGAAGUUAUCUCAUCGGAGGGCACAUUCGCCAACGCCGGUAUCCUCGUUCUCCGCGAGAUGGUGAAGAACUGGUGGCAAGAAGCCUGUAAGGGCAACACGAUGGCCGACGUCAUGGUCCAGCACCUCGUCCGCUGGGUCGAGAACCCGGAUUCAUUCUUGUACGACCGCGCUCUGCACUAUUACGUUCAAAUGAUGUCCCGCAAGGCUUUCCAGCAACUUAUGGCAGACUUCCGCCGCGUCGGUUCACAGGUCGUAUUUGCCAACUCAAACCGUCUACUCCUGCAAACCACCAAGGCCGAGGUCGGUACCGCAUACGCAUACAGCCAGUACAUCAUCAAGUCAAUCAAGAGCAAGCCCCUCUUCCACUUUAUCGAUCUUGAGAUCAAGGAGUACUGGGACUACCUGGUAUGGUACGAUGAGUUCAACUACGGAGGCAAGGCGUGCCAGGAGGUCGUCGAGGCGGACCAGCAGGCCCUGGACACCGUCAUGCACUGGCAGAUGGCCACAUUUCUUCCGAUCCGGCUGCAGCCGACGUUCCAGGACUGGGUCAUUGAGUUCAUCCAGCUCAUGCACGCCCUCAAGAGGCCGCAGAACGGAGAGUUCGAUUCCACGCCGAGACUUACUCAAAUCCCGCAGAAGUCGCUUGCCGAAGGAGCGGAAGGACAGAUCAUUCUCGGCAAGAAGUUUGAGAAGCCCCUGAAAAAGGACAUUGCCAACCUAGUCAAUCUGCAAAAGAGGGAGCUGCUACACCCAGAGCUGGCGGAGGACUACUCAUUCCCGCAGCUGCCUGGCUCGCAUCUGUCCCACUUAUCGUCGCGAAACGCUGUGCUGGAGCUCGUAAAGGCGCUGAUGCAGGUGCUCUCUCUCGACAAGAACAUUACCCUCGAAGCCCGUCUCCUAAGAAAAGAACUGCUUGCCAUGUUCGAUAUUAGGGAAUUCAGCAAAGAAGGAGCCUUCCAAAAUCCGAGCGAGAGUCUCAAGCUCACGCAGCUCAGCUGCGACAGCUGCACCAUGGCGCGCGACCUCGAUUUCUGUAGAGAUGAGGACUUGGUACCUGAGCUCGGGCCCGAUGGCAAGAGACUGGGCCCUGAGACGCGGCCCUGGAGGUGUUCGUUCUGUGAGGCGGAGUACGACCGCAACGCGAUCGAGGAGAUGUUGCUCGCUAACGUCGAGGCUUUCGUGGUUGAGUGGAGCACGCAGGACCUGAAGUGUGCCAAGUGUGGCGCGUUGAGGCUGAACGAAUUCAUGGAGCAUUGUACGUGCAGUGGCGAGUGGGUUGAGAGUGUGAAGAGACAGGAGAUUGUGAGUAGAUUGGGUGUUUAUUCGAAUGUGGCGAAGUUUUUUGGUUUGAAGAUGCUGAUGGAUGUUACGGAGGGGCUGAAGAAGGGGUUGUAA